AACCGGGCUGAUGUCGGGUUAUAAAACGCCGAGCUUCCGGCUUGUGACUUCCUGACAUGCGUUUCCAGAGAUUGAGGUGCUGUCCAUUUUAAGUAGACAGUGCAGAAUACUGUCUUCUUGGCUAAUCGUACUGUACGCGCCUGGCGCAUUAAAUUGUUGCCCCUCGACGCGUUCGCGCCUGCCCAACGCGGCCCCUCCAAAGCUUUGCAUCUCCAAGCGCCAACUUCGGACCGAGUCCUUUGAUUCACCGAUUUCAACGUCUUCAAUCUGCGAACACACGAGGCUUUUGCAACAUAUUGGAGCGCUGCUGAGAACCGUACAAGAUGGAACAUAUCACACAAGGCGCCCUAGAGGCCAUCUUCACGGAUUCCGACCGCGCCGCCGCUCAGUUCCCCGUUCCGGUGAUGCAAUGCCUCCAUAUCAAAUUUCUCGAAAACAAGGGCCCCGCAGCCCCGGGCUCCGAGCGGUACCGCAUCGUCCUCAGCGACGUCCGCAACUACGUGCAGUGCAUGCUGGCCACCCAAGCAAACCAUGUGAUGCACGACGGCCAGCUGCAACGCGGCUCCAUCGUACGCGUCAGGCAAUACCAGGCCCAGUCACUCAAGGGCAAAAAUGUUAUGAUCAUCUUGGACCUCGAAGUCAUCACGUCGCUCGGCACACCUGACAAGUUUGGCGACCCGAAGAGCAUGGAAGCCACAAUGAACGAGCGGCAAAUCACAAACACGACCAUCGGCGGCGCGGGCUUCUACGGCGCCAAGAGCGAACCAGUGCAGGAGUCAAAAUCGCAGGUCCAGAGGCAGAUCGCUUCUCACACGGGCGGCGGGGCCGGGGGCGGAGGCGGUCAUGGCGGGCAUUCUGCGAGCACAAUAUACCCCGUCGAGGCGCUUUCGCCAUACGCCAACAAAUGGACCAUCAAGGUUCGCGUCACAAGCAAGUCAGACAUCAGGACGUGGCACAAGAACACCGGUGAUGGCAAGCUGUUCAGCGUCAAUCUCCUGGACGAGAGCGGUGAGAUCCGGGCAACGGGCUUCAAUGAGCAGGUCGACCAGUUUUACGACCUUCUGCAAGAAGGACAAGUCUACUACAUCUCGACCCCUUGCAAGGUGCAGCUUGCCAAGAAGCAGUUUAGCAACCUGCCCAACGACUACGAGAUGAUGUUUGAGCGCGACACCGUCAUCGAGAAGGCUGAAGACCAGAGUUCCGUGCCGCAGGUACGCUUCAACUUUUGCAACAUUCAGGAGUUACAGGACGUAGAGAAGGAUGCCACGGUCGAUAUCAUUGGCGUCCUGAAGGAGGUGAACCCGGUGGACCAGAUCAUUUCCAAGACGACGCAGAAGCCUUACGACAAGCGCGAGCUAACGCUGGUUGACGACACGGGCUACUCGGUACGUGUCACCGUCUGGGGCAAGACAGCCACCGAUUUCGACGCCAACCCAGAGUCCAUCAUUGCCUUCAAGGGCAUGCGCGUCAGCGACUUUGGCGGGCGUAGCCUGUCACUCUUGUCAUCGGGCACAAUGGCGAUCGACCCCGACAUUCCCGAAGCCCAUAAGCUCAAGGGCUGGUACGAGUCGAGCGGCAGGAACAACACGUUCGCGACGCACAGCAACCUAUCGUCAAUGGGGGCUGCCGCGGGCCACAAGGACGAGUUCAAGACGGUUGGGCAGGUGAAGGCGGAGAAUCUCGGCAUGGAGAACGUCGAUUACUUUACGGUCCAGGCGACCAUUUUGCACAUCAAGCAGGAGAACUUUGCGUACCCGGCCUGCCUGAGUGAAAAUUGCAACAAGAAGGUGACGGACAUGAGCGACGGCACGUGGCGGUGCGAGAAGUGCGACAUGACGCACGACCGGGCCCGGUACCGGUACAUUAUGAGCAUCGACAUCAGCGACCACACCGGCCACAUCUGGCUGAGCUGCUUCGACGAGCAGGCCAAGAUGAUCAUGGGCAAGACGGCCGACGAGCUCAUGGAGAUGCAGUCGAGGGGGGACGGGAGCUUCGGCGCCGCGUUUGAGGCGGCCAACUGCAGGAAGCUGGUGUUUCGAUGCCGUGCCAAGAUGGAUACGUAUGGUGAACAAACGAGGGUCCGAUACCAGGUCAUGAGCGUCGCGGCGAUAGACUACAAGUCAGAAGGCAACAAGCUGGCCGAGCUCAUCAAGCAGAUGAGCCAGAUGUAACAAAACGGCUGUGUAGGUGGGAUGGAGUGCUUUCUCGGUUUGGUUUCGACGGGGAAGGACUGACAAGGAGCUGUGACAGCAACUGGCUAUCAUGAUUGUGCAGGAUUGGAGUUCGGAAGCCGCUUGUCGAUCUCGCUCAUAAGCAAUAAUGAUACGUAGACCAUUUUCACUUCUCAAGUUCUGAUCUCGGCGAGCCGUGUAUGAAGUGGGUUGGAGACG
Molecule: messenger RNA, 2390 nt
Organism: Parathielavia appendiculata
Lineage: Eukaryota; Fungi; Ascomycota; Sordariomycetes; Sordariales; Chaetomiaceae
Product: replication factor-a protein
Exons: 4
Coding region: 324-2171 (615 amino acids)
Biological process (GO): meiotic cell cycle; double-strand break repair via homologous recombination; nucleotide-excision repair
Cellular component (GO): DNA replication factor A complex; nucleus
Molecular function (GO): damaged DNA binding; single-stranded telomeric DNA binding
Source: RefSeq, a predicted model, not a curated record